CUCAGAGUAAAUUUAUUAAACUCAAAAUGGCGGCAUGGUCUCAGUGCUGUGUUGUGUCUUGGCAUGUGUAACUAUCAUCAUCUGAGCCAGCAAACGGCUGAAUAACUUGCCGACGACAGACCAGCGCUAGACAUCUGAGGACUUCUUCCAGAAAUUUGUCAUUAUUCUGCUAAAAACUGCAACAGUAACUAUUUUUAGCAACAGUAACCAAGCAAAACCAGCAGUAUGGCCAGUCCUCAGUGGAAGAAUUUCCAGCCGCCAAAUCAAGAUGGUGCCAUUUUAGCAUUCCAGCGUUCUUCCAGCUAUGACGGUGAAUGCAGCGUGGCACAAUCCCCUCCAGCACAGGGCAACGGAAUCCGGGAGAUCGGAGUCAUUGGAAAACUUCUGUUUUCCUAUGGAUUUGUUCAGUGUUGCAACCGCCAAGAAAGAUUGUUUUUCCAUUAUAGUCAGUACCAGGGAGAUAUUAACCAAGCUAAAGUAGGAGAUUUAGUAGAAUUUGAACAAGGUGUGGAUCGACGAACAGGAAAGGCUAUUGCAGUAGCUAUUUAUGCUAUGCCGCAGCAGGCUCCAGUGCAGGAAGAAUAUCCAGUACUCAGUAAUGACAGAGUCAUUGGAACUGUCAUCAUAGUGGCACAACCACCUCCGAAACAUGCCAAGCCAGGCGAGGCGGGCCAAGUUGGACGUAUCCAAUACGAGAGUAGUGGUGAGAGUUUUUUCCUGCCUUACACACAUAAAGAUCUUGUGGGCCCAUUGACUAGACUCCAAGCAGGCGAUAAAGUUUCACUGAUUAUGGUAACUGACAAGAGUGCCACAAUAUCCGACAGCCGAACGGGAGCGCUGCAGGCGCAGGAUGUGCAGAAGUUUGACCAAGAGCUUCAGCGGUUCCAUGGUGUCGUCUGCUCCUGUAAAGAUAGCUUUGGCUUCAUCGAGCGUGCGGACAUUGUCAGCGAGAUAUUCUUCCACUACAGUGAGUAUAAAGGUGACAUAAACGAGCUUAAGCUAGGAGAGGAUGUGGAGUUCUCCGUACAAGACCGCAACGGUAAGGAGGUAGCUGUAAACAUCACCAGACUUCCAGAGGGCAGCGUAGUGUUUGAGACACUGGAUGAAAAGCUCGUCAGAGGACACAUAAAGAAGGUGAUUGGCAAAAACAGGAGGCAGAGUACUGCUGACCCACUGCCAGGGAGGAUCAGCUACAAGGAAAAUAACGAAGAGAAGGAUAUCCAGUAUGGCGAGAAGGACCUUCUCGGAAUCUUCACUCUCCACGAAAACGAUCUGGUCGAGUUCACUGUCGCUACGGAUAAGAGGGACCAGAUGCAACAUGCAACCAACAUCGAUUUUCUACCAGAGUCUUUCAAAAUAUCACAGGAAUCCAGAGAGACUGGGCUUGUUGCUGUGGUAAAGGACGGCUUUGGUUUCAUCAAGUGUGCAGAACGAGAGGCAAGGAUGUUUUUCCACUUCAGCGAAUUCCUGAUUAAUAGUUACAUGCCGAAGGUGCAGGAUGAGGUGGAGUUCACUGUGUCGCAGGAUCACAGCUCUAGCCGGCCCGUGGCAACACGCAUUAAGACUCUGUCGAAGGGAAGCAUAAGCUUCGAGACCGUUCUGCUUGACAAGUACACCGGGUUGGUCGAGAAAGAGGCCAUCUCUCAGCGAAACAGUACCAGAAGUCCGACGAAAAUUACGAAGCAGGAGAAUGGAGUUGGAGAAGUUGGAGAAAUUAAAUAUGACGUCGAUGGCGAGUCCAACAUUGUGAAGUUCCUCAUGAAAGAUGUUGAUAUCAGAAAUGUGCCAAAACGAGGGGACAAGGUGGAGUUCCAGAUCUGUGAGCAAAAGCGCAACAGUGUGCACACGGCUAAAAACAUCCGUGUGAUCUCGAGAGCUGCGCCGCCACGUCUGCGAGGCUUCAUCGCCACCCUCAAAGAAAACUUCGGCUUCAUUGAAGCUCUGGAUCGUGACAAGGAGGUCUUCUUCCACUACAGUUCGUUUGAUGGUGAUCCCAACGAGUUGGAGUUUGGCGAUGAAUUGGAGUACUCCACAACGCGCAAAAACGGGAAGGUGAGCGCAGAGUCUGUGGUGAAGUUACCCUUGGGAUCCAUCCAGAAAGCUGAAGUGGAGGAGAAGGAAUAUGAAGGAAAGGUGAUAAGACCCUUACGUAGCAGCAACCCGGAACAGGACGAAUAUGCGGGCGUCGUUCAAGUCAAUGCUGAAGGAGAAGAGGUCGGACAGACGUACCAGUUCACCGUUAUCAGCUUGCUCAACAAACAGGAGUUCUUGCAGAAGGGUGACCCGGUCACGUUCAAGUUAACUAAGUCGAUGAACAAUGGGCCGCAGUAUGCCGCCGGCUUAGAGGCAAAGCACAAGAUCGUUCAGUCACGUGUAGAGUCAAUCAAGGGUCAGUUUGGAUUCAUAAGCCACGAGGUUGAGGAGGGAAAGAAGUUGUUCUUCCACAUGUCGGAGGUAGGCGGGGGCACAGAGCUGCAGGCUGGUGACAUCGUCGAGUUUGUCGUCAUCCAGAACCAGCGCUCCGGCAAGACGUCGGCGUGUAGCAUCAGAAAGAUCAGCGACGCGCAGGCGCCGCGGCCGGAGCGGCUGCUCAGCCGGCUGAAGAGCAUCUCGUUGGAUGAGACGCAGCCGCGCGUCGUCGUCACGCGGCAGCCGCGAGCGCCCGACGGCACGCAGGGAUUCACGCUCGAUCGCACGCCGCCGCCGCCGCCCCCGCAGCAGGAGGUCGCUGCUUAGACCCCGCCGAUGCUGAGCACUCUGCGCUUCUCUCGGGGAUGACUGCGCUGCCGGAGGCUGACUCGUCGGUCUACUCUCUUGCGUGUCUUGCCCUGAAGAUGAUGAUUAGCCUGUUUGUUUAUGUGGCAGAGGAAAUCAUUUUUUCGAAGUAACAGGAUGUUUUUCUUUCAAAAUUCGCGCACAGGCUCUCGUGUGGAAGUCUAAUUACUUUGCUGCUGAACUGAUUUGAACGUUUCAGAUAUAGUUCGUUCGUAUUUUGCAUCGUAAUUAGUUACGAAAUUUCCCGAGAACUGGGUGCCUCUGCCAGCAAACAGGCUCUCCGUUUCUGCAGUAGAAUAGUAGUUACUGUUACUUAUUUCUGUCCGUCCGUGACAAUUACAUUAGCCGAAUUGCAAUAGCACAUGAUGUUGGAAUUUCUACUGUUUAAAAAAAAACGACGAAAUUCCAACGAAAUACGAAGGUUUUGUACAUACUGCCUGCCGUCUGGCAGCAACAAUCAUCGGCUCACAUCAGGUAAUCCGAGGUCUAACCUGCUAGCCAUGAAUCUCUGCCACACUUCUUUUCCCCUACUAUAUCCGACCGCGUACGUGUUUGUAAGCAAGUAACUGCGGGUACGUCUUGAGUGAUGCGGUCGUUCGGUUUGCGUGCGUUUCCUACAGGGCUGCGGUUUGUAUUGGCCGGGAUAGGGAUGACAGUGGCUUCACGGCCAUUGUAACCCUGUCGUUAUCAUUACAGAUGACAACGCAGUGUCAUUUCUUGUAAGUGACGGUAAUCGAGAUUUGCGAGUGGUUGAGUGCUACCGACUCUACUGAAAUUCCGCGUGUAAACUCCAGGUGUCUGACUGUGAAGGGUUGAUUGGUGGCAUCUGCGCAGCUUUUUAACUGCUAUGAAGUCUGUAUGUACACUAGCGAUAAAGCUGACGGGUGUGACCAUGAAAGCCAGUUUGCCAGCAUAUUGUAUAGAAUUGCAUGUGAUGAGGCACUCCAUGCAUGCAGAUGCAUGUUUGAGUAGUAGGUCAGGAGACGCGGUGAAAAGAGAAAAAAAGAAAUAAAAAGUUGGUUGCUGACCUGUAGUUUUUCUAGCUGUUUGGUCGGGCUGUGUGGAUUAAAAGCAGUAACACAACAGUUCAGUAACCGAAUUGAAAAAUCAUUAAAAAAACAAAAGUAACUAAGAAAGCAACGAAAAAAGAAUAAUGGUGAAAAUUUUUAACUUCUUUAUGUAUCUGCGAUAUCAGUGAGAAUUGACUGAUUUAGACUUUUGACAUGUCUGAAUGAUUUUCUUAUGGGAUUACGUGGGUUAUGCUAUCAGAUGUGGAACUUUCGAGAUCGCCGGUGAGGCCUUGUUCAACCUGAUUUGAUAACUGUAGAGCUAAAUCGAGCCUACCUCAAACAGUUAAACCAUUGGUAGUGAAUAAGAAAAAACAUUCAGUUACUCAAGAUUAUCUGUCUGUUUGUCACUUGCCUUUUUUAGCGGUUUGCGAACUCUGAUUCGGCUUUACUAGUUACAUAUAGGUAUUAAGACCAUUCUGUUGUUUUUGAAAUGCUUACAAGGAAACAGAAUUUCAAACGCCUUCACUCAUGUUUAUUUAAGGAGGUUUGAUCACGCCUUGUUGCACGUGAGUGAUUCUUAUGGGAUGAGUUGACGUGGUAGCAGAUAUACUUGGUUGGUAUUCUCAAUAUUAUUCUGUAAAACUAUUUUACAGAAGUGAGAAACGAAGAAGAAUGAGAGUGCGUUUUCUAUGUGCAUAAUUCGCAGUACGAAACUCUGGGUGGGCUCCUAAUCUUUUGGUUGUUAAAUAUCCAGUAGUGUUAGCUAUAUCCCCAUUCUAGAUCCCACUAUAUGUAGAGCUGGGAUGAGUUCAAUACUGGUUUACACUUCUAUGCCGACGUGAAAAGAAAGUGUGGAUUCCUACAGACAAAUCACGGUACCAAGUCGUAGUAUCAUUCAAGCAUUGUUUUACUAAAUCUAUUAUAAACCAAUGCGUACAUUAUUUCAUCUCACUAACAACAUGUUUGUGUACAUUAACUCUAACAAACAGGCAAGGUUAGUGACGUCAUGUGUACGCUUGCUAUGAGAACGUGUUACAUGUGUAACUGCAUCUCUACUGCGAGUUGGAGGGCUCCAAACCAUUUUUCGUACAUCCGUUAUAGUGAGUGAAUGAAUUACCAAAGGCUGAAGUGUAACUAGUAUUACAAAGUAUCUAUCCAACACAGAAAUGACUAUCUGUCGUGAGCUCCGUGGGUACAAGUUAUAGGGUUUGGUAACACUUUAUAAAACUGUCACUAUUGUGUGGAUGUCCAAGGUGUUGCCAAUGAGAAGCGUGUGUGAAGCUUUGCUACGGACUAGAAUCUAUACUAACGGAGUACGCUGGCGAUAGUCAUUCUCUACAUGGCUGUGUCCUUGAUUAUACUACAGCCAUGGGUUUAUGUUAAUCAAUCUUGUCGGUACAAUGGCAUGCUAUUGCCGUUGAUUUUUGCGAGCUAUUGAAAAUCGAAGUGCGGGCAAUAGUUUGAGGG
Molecule: messenger RNA, 5252 nt
Organism: Priapulus caudatus
Lineage: Eukaryota; Metazoa; Priapulida; Priapulimorpha; Priapulimorphida; Priapulidae
Product: cold shock domain-containing protein E1-like
Exons: 18
Coding region: 226-2736 (836 amino acids)
Molecular function (GO): nucleic acid binding
Source: RefSeq, a predicted model, not a curated record